AAACUCCUGUGUCAUAAGCCAAAGCAGUAAAAAAAUCAAACUUAUACUGAUAUAAGUUCGUCCAUUAGAAAUUAUGACCACUUUGAAGAUCAACGGUGUGACGUAAGCAUGCUGCAAAUUCUGGCUUUGGUGUUCGUGGUCGUCGGGCCGAUCGUAGAUGGGUUUGGUAAUUUCGGUCCGCCACCGAGCAAUCCAGCGAACACCUGCAAGGUUCCCAAAAUGUGGAAGGCGCAAAUUCGUGGACUGAGAAAACACGAGGAAUUCAAAGUUGGCCAUGGCUUUAGACUGAAACCGAGUAAGCUGCCACAGAAAUACAAGCUAUCACCUGACGUGUACAAGGUCAAAGGUCAAGUUAAGUGCACAGCAAAUGGAUGGAACGUAGAUCCGCACCACUUCCUGAUUGUGCCCGCACAUUCACACGGUAUGUGGUGCUAUGUUGCAAAGGUAUGGAAGUUCAAAAACAUAAAAAAACUUCAUGCUGGUCUGUCCCUCAAGGUUAGAUGUCCCGCCAGCAUGGAGUACAAUGAUGACAUAAAGAAGGCCAACGGCAAGCUCAAGUGCGAAAAAGGCAACUGGAAUGUGUGUGAUAAAUCGCCGCUCUGCGUCAAAGCGGGGACAGCAAACAAGGCGAACAACCAGAACUUCAACUUCUAUUAGACAGUUCCUUCUGAGGGAAGGCCAAAAUAAAAAUAGCUUGGAAUGCCCGGUGCGUGAAAGUUAUGAUAGAAAAUUUCAUUUCCUAAUUCAACUGGGCUUAAAAAGGGAUGGGGCGACAGUCAAUUGAUGACUUACUAAAGUUCGGUUUAUGAUAUGAUUUUUUUAUGCAAUAGAACCUCGCGAUGAUGAAUGUCACAGUUUGUGAUCUGACAUGGCCGCUAAUUUAUU
Messenger RNA from Lineus longissimus, 885 nucleotides. RefSeq lists its product as uncharacterized. Bases 109 to 657 code for a protein of 182 amino acids. Lineage: Eukaryota; Metazoa; Nemertea; Pilidiophora; Heteronemertea; Lineidae. The transcript is spliced from 4 exons. The record is from RefSeq and is a predicted model, not a curated record.